UAUAAUUGUUAGAUUCAAUUAUUUUUUUUCGAUCCCUUUUAUCUUAGAAAAGAAUUAGCAUUUAUUAGGUCAAAAUAAAUUUUCAAUGUAAGACAUUAAAAGUACUAUUUGGUCCAUGAAAUUUUAGCUGCAACUCGCAAGUUGUUCGAUGAAAGUACCAGCAGAGUUUGAAUAAUCCUUGACACCUCCAUGCUUCAUGCUGCUUUCUCAAGGCGUCUGAUUUCAGUCCCGCUCCAUCUCUCUCUCCCCAAACCCUCUUACCCUUCGAUUUUCCAGCGUUCGAUCUUGAAGUCGCUCCACUGGGAGACCCACAACGAACUUCCCGAUUUCCUCGAUCGCCUCCUUCGACAAUGCACUACUAUUCUGCAAUGCCAACAACUUCACGCCCAAGUUUUUGUUACUGGUUCUUGCCGCUGGGCGUUCUUGGCUGCGAGGAUUGUUUCCACCUACGCUGGUUUCGGGUUUCUUGAUGAUGCCCGCAAAGCAUUUGCAGCCACCCCAGUUGAAUGCUAUUGGAACCUGCUUUUGUGGAACUCAAUCUUGAGAGCUAAUGCAGCAUAUCAAGAAUAUGAUGAGCUUCUCAGACUUUAUCUUCGGAUGCUAAAGCUUGGGGUUGGAGUUGAUGGUUUCACGCUCCCGUUGGCUACGAGGGCCUGUGCUUCGUUCGGCGAUUCUAGGUUGUGCAAGAGUGUUCAUGGUCAUGUUGUGCAGAUGGGUUUUCAGUAUCAUCUUCAUGUUGUGAAUGAGUUGUUGGGUAUGUAUGGAAAGCUCGGGGAAACGGGGGAUGCCCGCAGAGUGUUUGAUAGAAUGCCUGUGAGAAGCCAUAUUUCGUGGAACACCAUGGUUUCGGGAUAUGCACUUAAUUAUGACUGUGAUGGCGCUUUUGAAAUGUUUCGUCGGAUGGAAUUGGAAGGUUUGGAGCCAAACUUAGUGACUUGGACGUCAUUGUUGUCUAGUCAUGCCCGGUGUGGGCGUCACGAAGAAACGUUACGUUUGUAUGGCGUGAUGAGAAAGAAAGGAAAUGGCACCACCGCUGAAGCCCUUGCUGUUGUCAUAUCUGUUUGUGCUGAUUUGGGUGCACUUGGUAAGGGUGAGGUAAUCCAUGGACAUGUUACAAAGGGUGGUUUUGAGAAGUACUUAUUUGUCAAAAACUCUCUUAUAUCCAUGUAUGGUAAACAUGGAGCGGUUACAGAUGCUGAAAAGCUGUUUAUGGAAAUAGAAUUGAAGAACGUAGUGAGUUGGAAUGCUUUGAUAUCGUCCUAUGCAGAUUCUGGGUUAUGUGACGAGGCUUUCUCAUUGUUUUCACAUAUGGAAAACUCAAAUGAGUAUCCAGUGGUGAGACCUAAUGUAAUAAGCUGGAGUGCUGUUAUUGAUGGAUUUGCUUCUAAGGGACGCGGGGAGGAGUCCUUGGGACUCUUCCGGCGUAUGCAACUGGCCAAAGUACGGGCAAACUCCAUUACAAUUUCCAGUGUUUUAUCAGUUUGUGCAGAAUUAUCAGGCCUUGGUCUUGGCAGGGAAAUCCAUGGCCAUGUAAUUAAAGCCAUGAUGGACGGGAACGUUUUAGUGGGGAAUGGCUUGAUUAACAUGUACGCUAAAUGUGGGAGUCUCAAAGAAGCACAUUUGUUGUUUGAGAAGCUUGAUGGUAGAGAUGUAAUUUCAUGGAACACAAUGAUUGCAGGGUAUGGAAUGCACGGACUUGGUAACGAUGCUCUAGAAACUUUUAAGCGAAUGGUUAAAGCUGGAUAUAAACCAGAUGCUGUUACUUUUGUUGCUGUUCUUUCUGCAUGUAGCCAUGCUGGGCUUGUUAAUGAGGGUCGUGAGCUUUUUGAUCAAAUGAUAAGAGAGUUUAGAGUGGAACCCCAAGUGGAGCACUAUGCUUGCAUUGUCGAUCUUCUUGGCCGGGCUGGGUUCUUUCAAGAGGCAAGUAACACAAUGAGAAGCAUGCCAAUGGAACCCAAUGUUUAUGUCUGGGGAGCUCUUCUGAACGCUUGUAGGAUAUAUAAAAAUUCAGAUGCCGCAGAACAAAUUGCUUCUCAGAUCCUUGGUCUUGACUUGGAGACAACUGGGAGCUACAUGCUGCUCUCUAAUAUUUAUGCUGCACAUGGAAGAUGGGAGGAUUCUGCAAGAGUUAGAAUCUCUACUAAGGUGAAGGGUUUAAAUAAGAUCCCUGGGCAGAGUUGGAUUGAGGUUAAGAAUAAACCGCAUAUGUUCUUAGCAGGGAAUACCAUGCAAACAGGGAUGGAGAAAGUUCAUCAUAUGCUGAAGGUUUUGGGCCUCCAGAUGGAGAUUGAAGGCUAUAUUCCUGACAGGAGCUUUGUUCCGCAAUAUGUAGGUGAAGAAUUAUAUGCCUGAUGAAGCUGUGAUGCACAUCUGGAAGCCUCCAUCUAGAAACCUCUAUCUAGAAACAUCAAAUUGCACAUGGUGGAUAAAAGCACUAGAAAGAUAAAGAAAUUAAACUGGAGCCACGAUCAAAGGCGGUGAUUUGUGAUGUAGGUGAGCACAAUGACUUCCAAUUCCUGUAAAUAGGAAUGGCUCUUUCAAUUGGAGGAAGCAACAAAAUCCCAAACUCCAGUGCUCUGCUCUGCUCCAACCAAGCAACUCCUGGUUCUCCUACUUUGCCUCAUCUACUGAAAAGGACUCUCUGCUAUAUAUAAACCUUUUGCACUCUUCUCCUCCAUUAGUAAAAUACUACUUUGAGAAUAUCAUUUCCUCAUUUCCAUUUCAACAAGUGGUAUCAGAACAACAUGGUUCCAUCAUAAAUUGGGCAUAGGUCCAUCCCCCAAACAUUACUAAAAUCCCAUUCUAUCGUUCCAUAUUACUCUAAAGAUUCCUUCAUCAUGGCAGAAUUUAUUCAGUAAUCUUCUGUCACUGUCCCAAUUUUCUCGAGGGAAAAUUAUGAUUUUUAGAGUAUAAAAAUGAAGACAAUUUUGGGCUCCCAAGAUUUGUGGGACAAUGUACAAGAUGGUUUUUUUUUUUUUUUUCAAUUUGCUCCGGAGGAUACUUCAACUCUUAUUGUAGCUCAAAAAACAGAGUUGAAGGAUUCACAAAAUCUAUUUAUCUUGCAACAAACCUUUGUUAAAUGCUGAUGCAAAAUGUUAACGUUGUUAAAUAAGUCUUCUACUCACGUGUAGAAAUUGGAGCAGUUGCAGUUCCUAGUACUUAGGAUUUAGUUGUUAUUUAUCCCAUAUUUUUAAUUUAUGGCAUAUUGGGUGGAUGUUUUUGUUUGUCUAUUUAAAUGUGUUGUUAGAAAUGCCUUGAAUAGAUCAAAAUAUUA
Molecule: messenger RNA, 3274 nt
Organism: Diospyros lotus (date-plum)
Lineage: Eukaryota; Viridiplantae; Streptophyta; Magnoliopsida; Ericales; Ebenaceae
Product: putative pentatricopeptide repeat-containing protein At1g17630
Exons: 1
Coding region: 190-2352 (720 amino acids)
Biological process (GO): RNA modification
Molecular function (GO): protein binding; RNA binding
Source: RefSeq, a predicted model, not a curated record